This is a messenger RNA of Penicillium malachiteum, 2016 nucleotides long. Its product is annotated as glutamate--cysteine ligase. Gene Ontology annotation, molecular function: glutamate-cysteine ligase activity. The transcript has 7 exons. Gene Ontology annotation, biological process: glutathione biosynthetic process. The coding region runs from base 1 to 2016 and encodes 671 amino acids. Gene Ontology annotation, cellular component: glutamate-cysteine ligase complex. NCBI's taxonomy places the organism in Eukaryota, Fungi, Ascomycota, Eurotiomycetes, Eurotiales, Aspergillaceae. The record is from RefSeq and is a predicted model, not a curated record.
AUGGGUCUGCUUGCUCUUGGAACUGCAUUGGAAUGGCCCGAAGCCAAGAAGAAGGCCCACCAGGUGCGCCAGUGGGGAAUUGAGCAAUUGUUGGCAAAUUGGCGUCGGGCAAAAGGGAAGGAGCGAGAUGCUCUCCUUUGGGGUGACGAGGUCGAGUACCUUGUUGUGGCUCUCGAUGAUGAGGCUAAAAAAGCUCGACUCUCUUUGGCGCAAGCUGAGAUUCUGAAGUCACUCGCUCGGGACGAAGCCCUCUGGCAGGCUGGAUCGGGUGAUAACAACAGCAAUGGGGAACAUGCUGGCGAGGAGCCUCCGCAUUUCCAUCCCGAGUUCGGACGAUUCAUGCUCGAAGCCACGCCAGGCCAGCCGUGGGGCAUUGGGUUCAAAGACUUGCUGAAAGUUGAAUCCAAUAUGAAAUGGCGACGUGAAGUUGCGAAAGCACAUAUGGCACCUAAUGAAUCACCCAUUACCUUAACAACAUUCCCCCGACUGGGAACGAAAGAUGACUACAUCCAGCCUUAUUAUCCUCCCUCAGGGCCCGCACUUCGCUCGCAGUUCGUUCCCGAUGAGAUUGCAAACCCACAUAUCCGAUUCCCGACGCUGGCCGCCAACAUUCGAUCACGUCGAGGACGUAAGGUGGAACUGAACGUGCCCAUUUUUAAGGACACGAACACCCCAUCUCCAUUCAAAGAUCCUACCGUGGAUUACGACCUGCAUCUCUGGCCGGAAGACGAUGAUGUCCGUAACGGUGCCGCUAAGGACGACCAUGUUUACAUGGACGCCAUGGCUUUCGGAAUGGGUAGCUGCUGUUUGCAGAUCACCUUCCAAGCAAAGAAUAUGACCGAGGGUAGAAAGUUGUAUGAUCAACUUAGUCCACUUGGUCCCAUUCUCCUAGCCCUCACAGCUGCCACCCCCAUUUAUAAGGGAUUCCUUGUGGAUACCGAUGUCCGCUGGAACCAGAUCGGCGGAGCGGUGGAUGAUCGAACACCUGAAGAGCUUGGGGAGGCACCUCUCAAAAAUGAUAGAUGGAGAAUUCCCAAGUCGCGCUAUGCUUCAAACUCGACUUAUCUUUCUCAAGAUCCUCGGCUCCGAAAGGAAUAUUUUGACCCAGAUCUGGUCAUCGACGAGGAUAUUAAGAAGCGCCUGAUGGAUGGAGGCAUGGAUGACCUACUCGCCACACACUUUGCACACCUUUUCAUUCGUGACCCGUUGGUGAUCUUCUCUGAGGAUCUCGAGGAGCUCGACUUGAACAAGGGUGAUCAUUUUGAAAACCUCCAGUCUACCAACUGGCAACACAUGCGCUUCAAGCCCCCUCCAUCAGAGAAGGACGACAUUGGCUGGCGAGUUGAAUUCCGUUCAAUGGAAAUCCAGAUUACCGAUUUCGAAAAUGCGGCGUUCAGCAUCUUCAUUGUUCUCAUUACCCGAGCGAUCUUGAGUUUCGACCUUAAUUUCUAUAUUCCUAUUCAACGCACCACCGAGAACAUGGAGACUGCCCAUGCCCGUAAUGCUGUGCUUGACGAGAAGUUCUAUUUCCGCAAAGAUCCUUUCUCUCGACGACCCCCACGCCCAUCUGCUCAUGCGUCUCCAUACGGCAGCAACUUUUCCUCUGCAACCUCUUCCGCAGUGAACACCCCGCCUCCAUCCCCUCCUCUUAGCCCUGUGGAGGCGGAAUACGAAUUAAUGACUAUUUCUGAUAUCAUUAAUGGUUGCGCUGAUGGUACCUUCCCGGGUCUCAUUCCCCUUGUGGAGUCUUACUUGAACAGCGUCAACGUAGAUGUCGAGACCCGAUGCUUCCUUGCAAGCUACCUUGAUCUCAUCCGCAAACGCGCAGACGGUACUCUCUGGACUGGAGCCCGCUGGAUCCGCGAGUUUGUGGCUAAGCACCCAAGCUACAACCACGACAGUGUUGUGUCCGAGGAAAUCUGCUAUGAUCUUGUCAAGGCAGUUGAGGAGGUGACAAACAAGGAGGGCCGGGAUGGUUCCCUUGGUUGGGAGCUUCUCCGAGGCAAAAAGAAUUAA